GUUGCUGGUUGGAGCUCCACGGGAAAAGGCCUUUCCAUCCCAACAAGCCAACAGAACAGGAGGGUUGUACAGCUGUGACAUCACAUCUCCAAAUACACGCUGCACACGUGUCAUAUUUGAUGAGGAGACUGACCCGAAGACAGAGAGUAAAGAAGACCAAUGGAUGGGUGUAACUGUGCAAAGUCAGGGGCCAGGAGGAAAUGUGGUGACAUGUGCACAUCGCUAUGAGAAAAGGCAGUAUGUAAACACAGUGCAGGAAACCCGGGAUAUCAUUGGAAGGUGCUAUGUGCUGAGCCAGGAUCUCACUAUUAAGGAUGAUAUGGAUAAUGGAGUGUGGAGUUUUUGUGAUGGUCGUUUAAGAGGCCAUGAGAAGUUUGGUUCCUGUCAGCAAGGUGUUGCUGCUACUUUUACUAGAGACUAUCAUUAUAUUGUGUUUGGUGCCCCAGGCACUUACAAUUGGAAAGGGGUGGUUCGUGCAGAGCAAAAGAAUCAGACUUUUUAUGAUCUGGGUAUCUUUGAUGAUGGGCCGUACGAAGUUGGUGAUGAGAGCCGCCAAGAUAAGAAUCUAGUUCCUGUUCCAGCUAACAGUUACUUAGGUUUCUCUUUGGACUCUGGUAAAGGAAUUGUCUCCCAAGAUGAGAUGACUUUUGUGUCUGGUGCCCCAAGAGCCAACCACAGCGGAGCUGUUGUUCUACUGAAAAAAGAGAAAAAUCAGAGAGCGCUUUCGCUCGAGCACAUGUUUGAAGGAGAAGGGCUGGCCUCUUCUUUUGGCUAUGAUGUUGCUGUGGUGGAUCUCAACAACGACGGAUGGCAAGACAUUGUUGUUGGAGCCCCGCAGUAUUUUGACAGAAGUGGAGAUAUUGGCGGUGCUGUAUACAUCUACAUUAACCGGCAAGGCAAGUGGGAAGGAGUAACGCCUAUUCGCUUGAAUGGAACCACUGACUCCAUGUUUGGUCUUGCAGUUGAAAAUGUUGGGGACGUUAACCAGGAUGGAUAUCUGGAUAUUGCAGUAGGGGCACCAUAUGAUGGUUUUGGCAAAGUAUACAUUUACCAUGGAUCCAAGAAUGGAAUAAAUACAAAACCAGCACAGAUUCUUGAUGGUGAAAAAACAGGCACCAAUUUCUUUGGUUACUCUAUUGCUGGAAACAUGGACCUGGAUAAAAAUUCCUACCCCGAUAUUGCUGUUGGUUCCCUUUCAGAUUCUGUAUCUGUGUUCAGAUCUCGGCCUGUGAUCAGCAUUAGAAGCAGCAUUACAGUACAGCCUGACAGGAUUGAUCUAAAGAAAAAGAACCCUGAGGACCCUAGUGAAAUAUGGAUGGAUGUGAAAGCAUGUUUUCAGUAUACUGCAAACCCCAGUGAUUUAAAUCCAAGAAUAAAGAUCAACUAUACAUUUGAAGCAGAAAACGAGAGGAGGCAGUUGGGCCUGCCGUCUAGGGUACGGUUCAAAGACCACCUGUCUGAUCAGUUCACUGCAAGUACAACCCUAAGGGGGCAGAACUCAAAAGAGUGUGUGACAACCAAGCUUGUACUGCAGGAAAAAAUUAAAGAUAAGCUACGCCCCAUUCCAGUAUCAGUCAGUGUUAAAAUUGCUGGCCUGGAGUCUAGCUCACCAUCCAGAAAAAAAGAGAGAGCGCUUCCGGAUCUCAUACCAAUUCUAAAUUCAAAUGAAUCUGAAACAAAGACCACAAAAGUGGAGUUCUUAAAAGAAGGAUGUGGAGAAGACAAUGAAUGUCACAGCAAUCUGAAACUUCAGUACCGGUUUUGCGCUAGAGAAGGAAAUGAAGACAGGUUUACUUACUUACCAAUUGAAAAUGGCAUGCCGGUGCUUGUUCUGAAGGAUCAGAAAGAUAUUGCCCUGGAAAUAACAGUGACAAACAAUCCAUCUGAUGCAAAAAAUCCACAAAAAGAUGGUGAAGAUGCAUAUGAAGCUAAACUAAUUGCAACUUUUCCAGACAGUCUGACAUAUUCUGCAUUCAGGGAGAUGAGGGCUUAUCCUGAAAAACAACUAACAUGCGGUGCUAACCAAAAUGGUUCUCAAGCAGAGUGUGAACUUGGAAAUCCUUUCAAAAGAAAUUCCAAUGUAACCUUUUAUCUGAUCUUGAGUACCACUAAAGUUAAUGUUGAUACAACAGACUUGGACAUUAAUCUGAAGUUGGAAACAACAAGCACUCAAGUUAAUUCGACUCCAAUUACAGCUAGUGCUAAAGUGGUUCUUGAAUUGCUUUUAUCACUGACAGGAGUCGCUAAGCCUUCUCAGGUGUAUUUUGGAGGUAACAUUGUUGGUGAGAGUGCUAUGAAAUCUGAAGAUCAUAUUGGAAACCUCAUAGAGUAUGAAUUCAGAGUAACUAACUUGGGCAGACCACUGAAAACAUUUGGUACCGCUUCCCUGGACAUCCAGUGGCCGAAAGAAAUUAGUAAUGGCAAAUGGCUGCUUUAUUUGAUGAAAAUAGAUUCUGAAGGCUUGGAAAAAGUCUCCUGUCAACCCGAGAAUGAAAUCAAUAGUUUGCAUGUUGCGGAAUCCCAUAACUCACGAAGGAAGCGUGAGGUUGCAGAGAAGCAGAUUACGGAGAGCAAGACAUUUUCUUUAUUCUCAGAAAGAAAAUACAAGACCUUGGACUGCAAUGUAAAUGCACGCUGUGUGGACAUAAAAUGUCCCCUGAAGGGUUUAGACAGCAAGGCAUCUAUUGUGCUGCGCUCCAGAUUGUGGAACAGCACUUUCUUAGAAGAGUACUCCAAAAUGAACUACCUGGAUGUUCUUGUUAGGGCUUCAAUCAGUGUUCCUGCUGCAGCCAAGAAUGUUAAACUCACAAAUGAAGUUGCUCAGGUGCGUGUUACGGUGUUUCCUGCAAAACCAGUAGCACUUUACACAGGAGUUCCGUGGUGGAUCAUCGCGGUGGCUAUUUUUGCUGGAAUACUGAUGCUUGCUCUGUUGGUAUUCUUACUAUGGAAGUGUGGUUUCUUCAAGAGAAAUAAGAAAGAUCAUUACGAUGCCACAUAUCACAAGGCUGAGAUCCAUGCUCAGCCAUCUGAUAAAGAGAGGCUUACUUCUGAUGCAUAGUAUUGAUCUACUUCUGUAAUUGUGUGGGUUCUUCCAGCGUUCUAGGUACGAAGACAGUGUCCCCCAAUAUCAUGCUGUAAGAAUUCGAAAAGAAGAGCGACAUAUCAAAGAUGGGAAAUGCGAAGACCUUGAGACAAAACAGUGGUUCACAAAAUGGAAUGAAAAUGAAAGUUACUCUUAGGGAAAAAUUCUUUUAAUUCACAAAGUUCAGAUAGAGGUGAAUCUUUUCACGAAUGGAAUACGGAUGGAGUUAGACCUAUGAACACUAUGGACAGUCACCAUUUGAUUGUAGAUAUUACUGCUUAUAUCGAGGCUUUUGUUUGCACAGUUAAAAUUGCUUCUACAGACUUUAUUUGCAUUAUUUAAUUGCCAGACUGCCUCUUUUCCCC
This is a messenger RNA of Balearica regulorum gibbericeps (East African grey crowned-crane), 3447 nucleotides long. The record is from RefSeq and is a predicted model, not a curated record. Lineage: Eukaryota; Metazoa; Chordata; Aves; Gruiformes; Gruidae.